GCCACAGGCAUUUGAUACAGAUGAUUCGCAAGGUCCGGAACAUGAGUCAAACGAGACUGUCACACGAGCUCGGGGGCGACCGUUCGAGACAUGCGAGAAUUUCUCACACUAAGAGGCGGAGAACUAAGAACGAUUCGUCGAUGGAGUAGGCCUCAAGGCUCAGGGCCAGUAACCAUAGAGGUUGGGUGAAAAGGUAGAGAAUCUUUUCCUGGGACAUACUAUGUCCGUCGGGUUGUUCGUAAAGCGGAGACCACUUGCAAUAACUCGUUAGUUUCGACUCUGAGAGCUCUCGCACUUUGAGACCAGCCUUAUUCCUCAUGGACUACACUGUUAUCUCUACUGUUUCUUAUGCUACCACGCUCGAGCUCCUUCUGGCCCUACUCUGGCUUUUCCUCGAGCUCUACAAUGCACGUGAAACGAAGAUGUUUUUACAAUCAUUCACCGGAGAAAGAGAACACAACUGACCUGGUAGGUGUGACAUAUGUGCCGAAUUCAAAGGUGAUAUCGUUGGAAAUUUAAAAGCACACGGUACACAAAUCUCAAUCAUGAGCAACUACAAAUAGAGCAUAAAUCGGAAGAGUACAAAGGGCAGAAUCGAGAAAAGAAAGGAAUAUAUACGAGAGAAAGAGAUCGCAGGUUAGACUUUUGUGGUCCGAUACUUCCAUUAUAAGAACGUGCCUUUUGCACUUUUAGAUGCAUUCUUCUUGAGACUACAAGUCAAUAAAACUAGUAUAAGGGUGAUGCAAAAAAAAUCAUAUGAUCUUGCAAAGAGACACUGGACAGGAACUGAUUACGUACAGUUGUAUGGUCCACUCUAAUUCGCAUCGCAGGGAUCCAAAAGUGGGGCCAGACUUAACUCAGACUUGGUCAAUCAGACGAUGCGCAAGACGGGCAUGCAGAUUCUGCGGCCGAACUUGGAACUGCAUUGUCGUGGAUUACCGUCCUUUUCAGAUCUUUAUGUAGUCACGGAGCACCAAAAUAUUCUCCCGGAAGGAUACUAACGAACUGUAUAACAUCGACAUUCAGCCGAGGAUGUCAAGGAAUGUCGAUGUCAUGAACUAACAUGUUAUCGAAGAACUGCCCACUAACAGGCUCUUGGCAUUUUAUUUCACAUCUCCUACAACUUCUCACACAUUCCCAAUGCGUGAGAAAUGUACAAGAUGAAUACAGAUUAAAGAGAAUCAAGAGAAUCAAGAGAAACAGAUUUCGCUUUUCUCCUGACAGGAUUCGAGCAUGCAAUCUGUGGAAGUAACGGACAAUCCAAAGUAGUGACACUGGCAUGAUAUUCGUCCUCUCUGUAAUUCCCACCGAGACUUGAUGCUUCAAGAAUCCCAACAAACUAAAGGGUCCGCUCCAACACUUACCAUCCAUAGACAGUGCCAACCAAAGUCAAGCGAUUGACUGCAAGUCGGAACAUAGAGUCUGACUCCUAGAUUACAGACUCUCAUCUCAUAUUCCUCUCUUUUUUAGUUACGAACAUCUUACCGGUAUUGCUUACUGCCAUUGCUGUACAAACAAGUCAUAAUGUCUUGUUGGUGUCAGAUCCUAGGCUAAUGCUAUCUCAGACCACUAAUAAGCAGCCAGUAACCAAGGUUGAUUGUGGCAUUGCACGUCAUCCCUCCAACCAUGCCAAUGCGAGCCAUUCAUACAUGAGAGUCAUCAACUGAAUAAUUGCAGCAAGAAUGAAUAGAACAAUCUGGAAUCGUGAACCGGAUCGUUGUUGAUACUCUCCACGUUCCGAUGUUCGACGCUGCACCAAAGCUGGUCGAGAGCAGACAGAGUAAGCGACUAUGCAACUGGAGUUCUGACCAGAGCGUGAGAUGGAGCGGCUGCAGCUCGCAGUUCUCGAAGCAGAUCCUGAAAGGUUUCGGGCCGACUGGAUAAGGACGCUUCGUUGCAAUGCAACGCAAAGCUGCAGGGGUCACGGUACAUUCUGCCACAAGGGUACAUGCCUCAGCAGCAGAACCCGCGAGCUGAAUGAUGACACUGUCUACAGCGGGUCACCGGAUCCAUGUACACCUGCUAAGCCCGUUGCUUUCAAAAGGAUACCAUUCCACCAAUUGUCCACCGGUGAUUGAUCAGUAAGAAGCUGACACGCCGGCAACUUUUGCGUGAGAAGCCUUUACGGCACGACGACAGUAAUGAACAUUCUCUCAAAGCUGACAGGAAAAACGAAACGGGAAGUUACUGAAAGCUUCGAUCUAGGUGAGCGCCUCGCAUCGCCAGCGGCCAUAAGUGCACCUCCGGAAUAUGGAAUCUACACUUUCCAUAUGACAUAUCUCAGAUAUGAUAUCUGUUAUCGCAGAAAUCAAGUGAAGGCCGUAGGCACCAUUAUACGUACGUAUUACAUUCUCC
Marchantia polymorpha subsp. ruderalis is the source of this 2355-nucleotide messenger RNA. NCBI's taxonomy places the organism in Eukaryota, Viridiplantae, Streptophyta, Marchantiopsida, Marchantiales, Marchantiaceae. The record is from the annotation of a GenBank genome assembly.